Messenger RNA from Prionailurus viverrinus (fishing cat), 1984 nucleotides. It is a transcript of the gene PCYOX1L, whose product is annotated as prenylcysteine oxidase 1 like. Gene Ontology annotation, biological process: prenylated protein catabolic process; prenylcysteine catabolic process. The record is from RefSeq and is a predicted model, not a curated record. The transcript has 6 exons. Gene Ontology annotation, molecular function: prenylcysteine oxidase activity. Bases 85 to 1569 code for a protein of 494 amino acids. NCBI's taxonomy places the organism in Eukaryota, Metazoa, Chordata, Mammalia, Carnivora, Felidae.
GUGGGGCGCCGGGGCGGGGCGGCGAGCCCAGCGCCAACCCGCGAGCGACCGAACCCCGGCGUGCAGCCCGGAUCGCCGCCCGCCAUGGCCCGCGCUGCCCGGCUCCUCGCCGCGCUGGCCGUGCUCCUGGCCGCCGCCGCCACAGGCGGAGAUGCCCGGCCCAGCAAAAUCGCCGUGGUGGGGGCCGGGAUCGGGGGCUCUGCCGUGGCCCAUUUCCUCCAGCAGCACUUCGGCCCCCGGGUGCAGAUCGACGUGUUCGAGAAGGGGACCGUGGGCGGCCGCCUGGCCACCAUCUCAGUCAACAAGCAGCACUAUGAGAGCGGGGCCGCCUCCUUCCACUCCCUGAGCCUGCACAUGCAGGACUUCGUCAAGCAGCUGGGGCUGAGGCACCGGCGAGAGGUGGUGGGCAGGAGCGCCAUCUUCAGCGGGGAGCACUUCGUGCUGGAAGAGACGGACUGGUACCUGCUGAACCUCUUCCGCCUCUGGUGGCACUACGGCAUCAGCUUCCUGAGGCUGCAGAUGUGGGUGGAGGAGGUCAUGGAGAAGUUCAUGAGGAUCUAUAAGUACCAGGCCCAUGGUUACGCCUUCUCAGGUGUGGAGGAGCUGCUCUACUCGCUGGGCGAGUCCGCCUUCGUCAACAUGACCCAGCGCUCCGUGGCCGAGUCCCUGCUCCAGGUGGGCGUCACUCAGCGCUUCAUCGACGACGUCGUCUCUGCAGUCCUGCGGGCCAGCUACGGCCAGUCCGCGGCGAUGCCCGCCUUUGCCGGAGCCAUGUCUCUCGCUGGGGCCCAGGGCAGCCUGUGGUCUGUGGAGGGAGGCAACAAGCUGGUUUGUUCCGGUCUGCUGAAGCUCACCAAGGCCAAUGUGAUCCAUGCCACAGUGACCACUGUGACCCUGCAACAGACAGAAGGGAAACCCUUGUACUAUGUAGAGUAUGAGAACGAGGUGGGCAAUGGCUCUGACUUCUAUGACAUAGUGGUCAUCGCCACCCCCCUGCACCUGGACAACAGCAGCAGCACCAUCAGCUUCGAAGGCUUCGACCCGCCCAUUGAUGCCGUCCAGGGCCCUUUCCAGCCCACCGUCGUCUCCUUGGUCCAUGGCUACCUCAACUCUUCCUACUUUGGUUUCCCCGACCCUAAGCUUUUCCCCUUUGCCAGCAUCCUCACCACGGAUUUCCCCAACUUCUUCUGUGCCCUGGACAACAUCUGUCCCGUCAACAUCUCGGCCAACUUCCGGCGGAAGCAGCCUCAGGAGGCAGCCGUUUGGCGAGUGCAGUCCCCCAAACCCCUCCUCCGGUCCCAGCUGAAGACCCUCUUCCGCUCCUAUUACUCGGUGCAGACGGCUGAGUGGCAGGCCCACCCCCUGUACGGCUCCCACACCGGCCUCCCGCGCUUCGCCCUCCACGACCAGCUCUUCCACCUCAAUGCCCUGGAGUGGGCGGCCAGCUCCGUGGAGGUGAUGGCCGUGGCUGCCAAGAACGUGGCCCUACUGGCCUACAACCGCUGGUACCAGGACCUAGACAAGAUUGACCAGAAGGAUCUGAUGCACAAGGUGAAGACUGAGCUGUGAGGGCUCUGGGGAGAUCCCGGAAGGUCCAUCCCCGCCGACGAUAGAUCACCCCCGCUAGCGGCCACGGUCGGGCAGGCUGCGCUCCCCCGCCAGGCCUCGCUCCGGCCCCUCAUGUGUCGAGCUGCUUCUCCUUCCGGCGUGGGUCCAGGUGGCCCGCUCUCUGCCUCUCUAUCUUAAGGACUCUCUCACAGUGUUUGCUUCUUUUUAAGGGGGAGAAUGAGAGAAGGGAAGGAAAUCCCAGCCCGUGUAUUCAUUUUAUUUAUUUUUUUUAAGAAGAAAUAAAAAUCCACCCUCUCCAGCUGCUUCUGAUUGGGUUUUCUAACUAGAAUACGGGGAUCAUUGGGAGGAAAUACGGGGAAAGAACUAUGAACCAGAUUUCUUUAUUGUUUUUCAUUGCCUACUCCCAAAAUGUGUG